AUGCCCCGGCAUCUGUUUUUUUCUUGUGCGGUGCUGAUCUGCGUGCUGUCGAUCUGCUGUAGCAGUACAGCAGUGGCCACUUCGGAGAGUAAUUCAAAUGUUGUCACUGAUCCAUUUAACGGAACAACGGAGGUGGCUGGUGGUAAUUGGAAAUACGCCAGUGAUGCAUCGGUCACCUCGCUGCGUGUCCCCAGCCUUGUGGAGGUGAACGGUGAUGUGUUUGCCGUUGCUGAGGCUCAGUGCAAGAAUGGGAACGGCAGCGAAGAAGCUGUCAGCGUUGCUGGAAUUGCGUCGACGCACCUGAAGGAUAUUUCUGAUGUCGAAAAGGAGAUCUUGACGGCGGAGGCAAAUCUCUUUUGCAUGCAAUUCGAAGAGGCAAGUGAUGCGGCUGGGAAGGCAACGGAGGUGAUGCAGCCAACCACAAUUGUCAGCGGCAGCGAUGUCUACAUGCUGCUGGGAAAAUACAGCCGUACAGAGUCUGAACCUGAAGUUUCCGGUGAUGGUGGCUGGAGGCUGUUGCUGGUGAAGGGAACAGUCACUGGAGACAGUGAGGAAAAGAAAAUUGAGUGGGGUAAGACCCAUGCAGUGAAGCCUGAUUUCUUGCCAGCGCGUAAGUCAUUGACUCGGUUGGUUGGCGGCGGAGGGUCGGGUAUUGUGCUGAGUGACGGUACGCUUGUGUUUCCCAUGCAGGCCAUAGAUAAGGAUGAAUGGGAUGGAAAGAAAAAGAAUUUUUUUUUGUCUAUGCGCUUCACCCAGGCAGAGAACAAAUGGGAGCUUUCGCGGCAGAUGGCGGAUGUUGGGGGCUACAAGGAUCCAUCGAUUGUGGAGUGGGGAGAAGAUCAAAAACUUCUUCUGAUGGCUCCCUGCAAGGAUGGCUACUACGACGUGUACGAGUCCCCUGGGCUGGAACAAGUUGGUACAGCGAGCGUGAGCCAAUUUCCCGUGUGUGGGGCAACUCACAUGAUCGAAAAGGGGAGGGCGUUCGGAGCGGCUUCAUCACUGCAACCAUCGAGGAGAAGAGGUUGA
Messenger RNA from Trypanosoma rangeli, 1026 nucleotides. Its product is annotated as trans-sialidase. The record is from RefSeq and is a predicted model, not a curated record. The coding region runs from base 1 to 1026 and encodes 341 amino acids. NCBI's taxonomy places the organism in Eukaryota, Euglenozoa, Kinetoplastea, Trypanosomatida, Trypanosomatidae. The transcript has a single exon.